This is a messenger RNA of Macroventuria anomochaeta, 1137 nucleotides long. Its product is annotated as Dehydroquinate synthase-like protein. The record is from RefSeq and is a predicted model, not a curated record. Gene Ontology annotation, molecular function: metal ion binding; alcohol dehydrogenase (NAD+) activity. The transcript has a single exon. Gene Ontology annotation, cellular component: mitochondrion. Lineage: Eukaryota; Fungi; Ascomycota; Dothideomycetes; Pleosporales; Didymellaceae. The coding region runs from base 1 to 1137 and encodes 378 amino acids.
AUGACCGACGCCACAAACAACCCUCUCUCCGGCCUCUGGCAACCAACCCAGCUUCAACGCCUCCAUUAUGGCAGCGGCUCAGUGCGGAAACACCUUUUAGAUUGUCUCCCCGAUGAGAACAGCAAAGCAUUCAUCAUCACUGGCAACUCGCUCGCUAACAAGACCCCACUUGUCAAAGAUGUUGAGAAACUCUUGGUCUCCAAGCACGCCGGCACAUUUAGCAAGAUCGGCGAACACGCGCCCGUCGCUGCCCUUGACGAAGCCACGAGAAUCGUGGAGGACGACUCCUCUGUCGAUACGGUGAUUUCCAUUGGCGGCGGCUCCCCCAUCGACUCUGCAAAAGCAAUCUCCUACCGCCUGCACGAAAAGACCGGGAAAUGGCUGCACCACAUCGCCAUCCCGACGACCCUGUCCGCGUCCGAAUGCACGAUGAUGGCGGGCUACACGGAAUCUGAUGGCGUCAAAACAGGCGUGCGCGCGAAAGAACUCGUGCCGCACGUCGUCCUCUACGAUGCGUCGUUUGCUUUGCACACACCCGCUCGCCUGUGGACAUCCACGGGCCUGCGGGCCAUGGACCAUGCAAUCGAACUCCUUUACCACCCCACAGCCUCCGAGAUGCCUGCGCGCUGGCUGUGCCUUCAAUCUGCGGCGAAUCUGUUCGAGAACCUGGUCAGGUACAAGGAGAACCCGAAAGACGAGGACGUAAUCACAAAGCUGCAACUCGCCGCCUUCGCAUCCCUCGGCUUCCUAGGCUACAACAUCAAAGGCGGGCUAGGCCUCUCGCACGCCUUAGGCUAUGCGCUGGGGAGUCCGUAUGGGAUUCCGCAUGGUAUCACGUCCUGCCUUACACUCGGACAUGUUGUCAAGCUGAAAAGUCAGGAUUCGGAUGCGGCGACUCAGAUUGCGAGGUUGUUGCCGUUCAUCGGUGAGGCAACUUCAGGGGACGCGAAGAAGGAUGCCGAGAAGGUGGGGGAUAGGCUGUUGAAGCUCGUGAAGGAUCUGGGGUUGGAUAGCGAUCUGAGGAAUUAUGAGGUUGGGAAGGACCAGAUCCCGGUCAUCACCAAGCGCGCGACAGGACAGGAGAGCGGCGACGUGUACAACGCCGUAGAAGGAUUGGUCAAGGGGCUGUUUCCUUGA